Messenger RNA from Salvia splendens (bonfire salvia), 1846 nucleotides. Its product is annotated as neurofilament medium polypeptide. NCBI's taxonomy places the organism in Eukaryota, Viridiplantae, Streptophyta, Magnoliopsida, Lamiales, Lamiaceae. The coding region runs from base 530 to 1693 and encodes 387 amino acids. The transcript is spliced from 3 exons. The record is from RefSeq and is a predicted model, not a curated record.
UCAUUUCAUCAAAAUAAGUUCUGAUUGUUGCAUCUUUUUAGUAGCAUUUGGCUGUUGGAAUGGAUUAAUGUGACAUGCCACUGUUUCAUUCAUGUUUUGCUGCUUAAAUUGCUGCAUUUAGGCUGAAUCAGAGAGUUAAAAAUCUGUAUUUAGUUAGUGUGUUUUGAGUUUUGAGUUUUGAAAGUUUACUAUUUUAGUCUUCAAAGCUUUCCAAAUUUGGGGAAAUUAUAGCUUUAGUUGUUUCUCUUUAUUUGUUUUCUCUGUUUUAAUGUUUCUAUACAUCAGUUUCCAAAAUGAUCUUGAUUAUUGCAUACAUUUCAUUUUACUCUUAAAAACGUCGAAAAUAGCCUUUUUCUCCCCCUUGAGGUUGAGUUCUAUUGCUGCGUGGUUGAAGAAUUUGCUGCUGUUAAACUAGAUCAUUGCUUUGUGAAGGUGUUUGAUGGAUUAAUUGUAUGUCUAAUUGCUGUAAUAUCGUAAUGCACAGAGCUGUGAUCGUGUAAGGGCGGAAGGAGGUGGUGUUUCGGUUGAAAUGGAUUGGUCGGAGAGUCACUUGUGCAUAAAAUGCGAUAAAGGUGGGAAUGUGCUGCUUUGCAAUGAAAACGGCUGUCCUUUGGCUGUUCAUGAAGGGUGUUUGGGCGGUCCGGCUAGGUUAGAUGAUGCCGGGCGCUUCUAUUGCCCCUAUUGUGUGUACAAGCAAGCUGUUGCAGAGACGCGCAAAGCUAGAGAAUUUUCUCGGGCGAAAAAGAAGGCUUUGUUGAUCUUUAUGGAUGGCAGUGAAAAGGGUAUGCGAGAAAAUAAGACGUGUGAAGAGAAUGGGCGAAAUCAGUCGAAUCUGAAUAAUGGAUCAUGUGAGGAUGGUAAAAGUGAAAAGGCUAUGCGAGAAAAUAAGACGUGUGAAGACAAUAAGCGAAAUCAGUCGGAUGUGAAUAAUGGAUUAUGUGAGGAUGGUAAAAGUAAGGCUAACAAUGACGGGGUUAUUGAUCAACCUCGUGAAGAGGAAAAGGUCGAAGAAGAUUCUGAAUCUUCUGGUGGCUCUGAAGAUGAGGAUCGUUCGCUUGAGAAGAAUUGGGGAAAUGGCGAUAUAGCUGUGGGAGAGAAACAGAUUCGGGAAGAGGAACGUGAAGCUUCUGUGGAAGAGGAAAAUGCUGAGGAAGAGGAACGGGAAGCUUCUGAUGAAGAAGAAAAUACUCAGGAGAAGGAUUUUGGAACUUCGUUAUCUUCCACCAAUGAAGACUCCACACUCACUGGGCGAGCAAGAGCUACGAGAGCACCAAAAAGGAUCAAGCUUGUGGACAAAGAGUCCGAAGCUAUUUCAGUUCUGCAAAGUAAAUUUAGCGAUAAGAAGAAGUACGCAUCUCCAACUUCGACUCCUGCCAAGAAAUCUGCUAGGAAUUCAUCUUCGGCUAUGGGAACGAGAAAAGUAGUUAUAAAAUUUAGUUCUGCUAGGAGGUUGAGCAACUCUGAAAUACAAUCCAAAAAAUCCGACGCAUCUGGCAGAAGGAAACGUAGUAGACUGAUGUGGACGGAGGAAGAAGAAGAAGCACUCAGGGAAGGAGUGGAAGAAUAUCAGGUUGGAGUGAACAUCCCUUGGAAGAAAAUCUUGGAAGAGAGCGAAAAGUUCGACCCGACUCGGACCCCGGCUGAUCUUAAGGAUAAAUGGAGGACUCAGAAGUUUGUGCAGUUUGGCUGCUAGGAGGAUGAUGGUGAAGGUAUAUAGACAGCAUUUUUUGGUUGCUCUGGUUAGCUGUCUAAUUUUGUCUAUAAAGAGUGAAAUUGCUGAUUAACUCUUUACUUUGAACGAAUUUGUCUAUUUCAUCAUGAGUUAAAUUGAUGAUCAAUUGCGUAA